Molecule: messenger RNA, 927 nt
Organism: Brenthis ino (lesser marbled fritillary)
Lineage: Eukaryota; Metazoa; Arthropoda; Insecta; Lepidoptera; Nymphalidae
Source: the annotation of a GenBank genome assembly
AUGGAAUGUGCAUCAGCACAGUCAGUUCGUAGUAAUGAUAAAGGAACUUCCAAUACGUUUGAUACGGUGGAAUAUGCUGUCCUUAUUCUAAGUAGUCCAGGGAACGAACUAAAACGAGAUGCUAUCCGAGCUACUUGGGCUAAUUUUAUUAAUAAUAUAUUGGUAGAAAAUGGUGAAAGAUUUUACAAGUGGAACUACACAAGGUCUGGAAAAAGUAUUAAGAAGGAUCUUAUUAAAUGUUUUUUUGUAUUAGGUACUAAAGGCUUAGAUGACCAAAGUCUAAAAAAAAUUACUUCUGAAUUUAGUCACAGUAAUGAUAUAUUAAUAUUGGAAGAUUUUGAAGACAAUUAUAUUAAUUUGACUUCAAAGUUAAUAUUGUCUUUAAAAUGGCUAAACGACAAUUUAAAAAAAAUGAAAUAUGUAGUAAAAUGCGAUGAUGAUUCUUUUGUCAGAAUUGAUUUGAUUGUAAGAGACCUAGAAGCUUUUGCUCCAGAAAUGAAUGAUCCAUCUAUAAGUCAAUUUGUGUCUUAUAAGAAAAUCCUGCCUUCAUAUAAGGGCUUAUAUUGGGGAUACUUUGAUGGACGGGCAAAAGUAUAUUUAAAUGGAAAAUGGCAGGAAAAAGAAUGGUUCCUUUGUGAUACUUAUUUGCCUUAUGCUCUUGGUGGUAGCUAUAUAAUAUCACAGAGCAUUGUGCAGUAUGUAGCAAGAAAUUCAGAUUUAUUAAGCCAUUACAACUCUGAAGAUGUUUCCAUGGGGGUAUGGACUGCUGCAUUGGAUGGGAUCAAUAGAGUUCAUGAUAUAAGAUUUGACACCGAAUGGAAAUCUAGAGGAUGUGAUUCUAAUAUGUUUGCUCGUCAUAAACAAACUCCAAGUGACAUGUUCCAGAUGUACAGAACAUUAGUAUAUUCACAAGGUGAUGUAGGUACA